AUGUUGUCAACAUGGUCCAGCAAACAAGAUUGUUGUGAAUGGAGAGGAGUUCUUUGUGACAUCAAUGGGAGAGUCACCAAUCUCACCCUCCCUUGUUCAACUGAUGACUACAUCAUUGACAACACAAAGAACAAAGCACAUUGUUUGGGUGGUAAUUUUCAUCUUUCUUUAUUUGAGCUUGAGUUUUUGACCUACUUGAAUUUGAGCAAUAAUAACUUCAAAGCUAUACAUGUAUCUAUUGAUUGUCAAAACUUGUCAUUAGUUAACACUCCUCACAAGAAUGAAAACUUUUCCAGUGUUGCUUAUCUUGACUUGUCAGAAAAUGAGAAUCUUGUCAUUGAUGAUUUAAGAUGGCUUCUUCGUCUUUCAUCAUCUUUAAUAUUUCUCAAUCUAAAUUCGAUUGAUCUCCACAAACAAAUUCAUUGGAAUCAAAUAUUGACUAGACUUCCUUCGCUUUCUGAGUUACAUUUGAGUAAUUGCCAACUUGAAAGUGCGAGUACGUCUUUUCAGUAUGCUAAUUUCACUUCACUUGAACAUCUUGAUAUUUCAUUCAAUGAUUUAUUCUCUGAACUUCCUAUUUGGUUGUUUAAUAUCACUGGUCUUUCUUAUUUGAAUCUUAGAGGAAAUAAUUUUCAUGGCCAAAUACCUAAAUAUCUGUUGCAUCUUCGAAACUUGCAUUCAUUGAAUUUGAAAAGCAACAGAAUGAGUGGAACAAUUCCCAGUUGGUUGGGCCAACUUGACAAACUACAACGUCUAAGUCUCUUUGGGAAUUUAUUUAAUGGGUCUAUUCCAACAACUUUAGCAAAUUUGUCAUCUUUGACUUACCUUGAUGUUGCCUCAAAUAAUUUGAGUGGUAUUCUUCCUCCGAGUCUAGGGAAUCUCUCAAAUUUGAAGACGUUGGGUGUUGGAGAAAAUUAUCUUUCUGGAGUUGUGACCCAUCAAAAUUUUGCCAAACUUUUCAAUUUAAAACGUUUGUUUUUGAGUUCACCCUUGUUCAUAUUUGAUUUUGAUCCCCACUGGAUUCCUCCUUUCAUACUUCAAUUCCUUGUGCUGGAGUAUGCAGAUCUUAAACUUGUUUCAUGGUUGUACACACAAACAUCUUUUGAUUAUCUAGAAAUUAACUACUCUUUGUUUAAAAAUGUAUCCCAAGAAAUGUUUUGGAGAUUAGCAAAUCACUGCAUAUUUGUCUCUUUAGUCGACAAUGACAUGCCUUGGGACAUGUCAAACGUGGUGUUGAACUCUGAAAUUAUAUGGCUCCCUGGAAAUGGUUUGAGGGGUAGCCUUCCUCGAUUAACUUCAAAUGUAAGUGUUCUUCAAAUACUAGACAACAAUUUGUCAGGAUCUCUUUCUUCUCUCUUAUGCCAAAAUAUGACAGAGAAAAGUAAUUUGAAAUACUUGGGUGUCUCUGAUAACAUUUUAUCUGGAGGACUCACUGAAUGUUGGGAAAACUGGAAAUCUCUAGUCCAUGUUAGUUUAGGAAGAAAUAACUUAACAGGCGUGAUUCCGCAUUCAAUGGGUGCCUUAUCCAACCUUUUGUCACUACAUAUCUAUAAUAAUAAGUUGCAUGGAGAGAUACCCUUGUCAUUAAAUAAUUUCCUAAAACUUGUGAUUGUUAAUUUUAGUGGAAACAAAUUUUCUGGAAUAAUACCAUAUUGGAUCGGAAAGCAUGUGAGAGUUCUUAUAUUGAGGUCAAAUAAAUUUAGUGGUGAUAUUCCUCUACAAAUAUGUCAAUUGUCCUCUCUCUUAGUCUUGGAUCUUGCAUAUAAUAGGUUAACAGGAACAAUACCUCACUGCCUUCGUAAUAUCACCGCCAUGAUUUCCAACAAUGCUUCAGAAAGUGAUGGGUUUGGUAUUAGUGUUUUCAAUACACGUCUAAAUCUCAACUUUAAAAUAAGUGUUCCAUUACAGGCAAAAGGUAAUGAGUUAGACUAUCAAAAGUAUAUGUGUGUUAUUGACUUUUCUAACAACCGUUUGUCGGGUACAAUGCCUUUAGAAUUAUCCAGUCUCGCUGCAUUACAAUCCUUAAACUUGUCACAAAAUCAAUUAAUGGGGACCAUACCACAAGAAAUAGGAAACAUGAAAGCAUUAGAGUCACUUGAUUUCUCAAAUAACACAUUAUCAGGGGAAAUUCCUCAAUCCAUGUCUGCUCUUUCUUUUCUUGAGGUGUUGAAUCUCUCUUUCAACAAUUUUCGAGGUCAAAUCCCAUUAGGAACUCAACUUCAAGGCUUUUCAAAUCUUAGUUAUAUGGGAAAUCCUCAACUCUGUGGAACUCCACUUGUGGAAAAAUGCAACCACAUUGAAGUUCCUGGUGGUGGUGACACAAAAUUGAUGGAAAAUGACGAGGAAGAAUCAGAGGUAAUGCAAUGGUUCUAUAUGGGCAUGGGAGUUGGAUUUGCAACAAGCUUUUGGAUAGUAUUUGGUACCCUUUUAUUCAUGAGGAGAUGGAGGCAUGCUUACUUCAAGUUUCUUUAUGAUGUCAAAGAUUGGUUCAACUCGAGAUGGUUCUGA
Vicia faba (fava bean) is the source of this 2508-nucleotide messenger RNA. NCBI's taxonomy places the organism in Eukaryota, Viridiplantae, Streptophyta, Magnoliopsida, Fabales, Fabaceae. The record is from the annotation of a GenBank genome assembly.